UUUCCCUACACUCAGCCAUUGCCGCAUUCACAGUUGCCAGUAGCAAGCGUUCCGAUUUAUCCGGAAAAUUCAUAUCUGAGUGGUACUGUCCUGCCGGAAUUGACAGCCACACCACCCGAAGAUAUCAACCCUCCAUCAACUGAAUUGGUCGAACCACCGUAUGACAGUGAUUCGGAAGAUACUAUUGACGAAGGCAGUGUCACUGAAGCUGAACUGUACAAUACUGAUGACACAACAGAUGAACAAGCUGUAACUGAAGAAACAACGACGUUGUCAAAUUAUCUGAACGAUGCCGACACGUACGGAAACGAAAAAACAGAUGCCGUGGACUCGGAUUCUAAUGAAGUCUAUGACAACUCAGCAGCACUCAUCGACGAUACUGCCACUUAUUCACAGCAAUACGAAGGUAUUGAUCAGUAUCAAAAUGGUGUGAUUUUGAUAUCAUCACCUCUUGCGAUUUGA
Anisakis simplex (herring worm) is the source of this 462-nucleotide messenger RNA. The record is from the annotation of a GenBank genome assembly. NCBI's taxonomy places the organism in Eukaryota, Metazoa, Nematoda, Chromadorea, Rhabditida, Anisakidae.